Molecule: messenger RNA, 889 nt
Organism: Morus notabilis
Lineage: Eukaryota; Viridiplantae; Streptophyta; Magnoliopsida; Rosales; Moraceae
Product: NADH-quinone oxidoreductase subunit B
Exons: 2
Coding region: 50-694 (214 amino acids)
Biological process (GO): aerobic respiration; mitochondrial respiratory chain complex I assembly; electron transport coupled proton transport
Molecular function (GO): 4 iron, 4 sulfur cluster binding; NADH dehydrogenase (ubiquinone) activity; quinone binding
Source: RefSeq, a predicted model, not a curated record
GAAACCGCCAAGAACUUCUCAACUCCUCUGUGAUCUCUCUCUACUCUCUAUGGCUCUGUUGCAGAGAGCAGGAUCGCGACUGGCGUUAAUAGCGUCGGCCAGGUCGUCGCCGUCGUUCCAAAUAACGGCGACCUCCUCGCCGUACUCAACCGCCGCUUCUUCAUCGCCGGCGCCGUACGAGGGAACGAGUCCUCCGACGACGCGGAGGCCGACGGGGCUGUCGAAGGGGGCGGAAUAUGUGAUAUCGAAGGUGGACGACCUGGUGAAUUGGGCCCGGAAGGGGUCCCUCUGGCCCAUGACGUUUGGCCUGGCUUGCUGCGCGGUGGAGAUGAUGCACACAGGAGCGUCCAGAUACGACUUGGACCGGUUCGGUAUCAUCUUCAGGCCCAGCCCAAGGCAGUCCGACGUCAUGAUCGUUGCCGGCACUCUCACCAACAAGAUGGCUCCAGCUCUACGAAGGGUUUAUGAUCAAAUGCCAGAGCCACGUUGGGUGAUAUCAAUGGGAAGUUGCGCAAAUGGAGGAGGGUAUUAUCAUUACUCAUACUCUGUAGUGAGAGGAUGUGAUAGAAUUGUCCCUGUUGACAUUUAUGUCCCUGGUUGUCCUCCCACGGCUGAGGCUUUACUCUACGGGAUUCUUCAGCUCCAGAAGAAGAUUAAUAGGAGGAGGGACUUUCUCCAUUGGUGGACCACGUGAAGAUCCUCCUUUGUGUAACAUAUCUCUCAAGAGUUUUAAGGUUGUGUGGAAGUAUAGUAAAAGGUGAAAUCUUUUCUACUGUGUUGUAUAGUAAAAGGUCGAUUUCUUUUAUGAAUUGUCGGUUUUGUUUGUUUGUUUUUCUUCUUGCAUGAUAAAUGAUAAUAUUGGAAAUAAUACGAUAGAUUCUACUUUCAA